Didymosphaeria variabile is the source of this 669-nucleotide messenger RNA. RefSeq lists its product as uncharacterized. Gene Ontology annotation, molecular function: metallopeptidase activity. The coding region runs from base 1 to 669 and encodes 222 amino acids. The transcript has a single exon. The record is from RefSeq and is a predicted model, not a curated record. NCBI's taxonomy places the organism in Eukaryota, Fungi, Ascomycota, Dothideomycetes, Pleosporales, Didymosphaeriaceae.
AUGCAUUCCAAACUGUCUUCGGUGCUUGUCGCUAUCCUUUUCGUCUCAAAUGUAUUGGGAUCUCCAAUAACCAAAGACUCUAUCACGGCACUCUCUUUGCCUACCAAUUACAAUCGCCACAUUCGAGCUCGUGCAGAGCCAAACACCGGCGAUGCAGACCUCAACCCAGAUGAGGAGCCCCAUCCAAACAAAUUGGAAAAGGUCGAGCGUGCAUUCAACGACGCUUUUGAACUUGCGGGUUACGCCACAACCGUCAUCGAUGAUCCGAACCGCCAGAACAUCUUCACAAAAUACUUCAACGAAGAAGACAGAGCCAACGUCAGGAAAGUCUUCGCCACAAUCUGGACGCAACCUACAGACCCUAAUGCGCCUGCUGCGGAUGGCGGAAGCCCUUUCCUUGGGGAGAUCUUGGUACAACAAUCAGACUCCAGAAAUCUUUGCGGUGAUCCAAGAUUGAUUGCGUACCUGGACCAGAACAAUGCACCGAACGAUGUCGCCCUGGUCCUAUGCCCCAGGGCUUUCGAUAAGAAAGGCGUAACAGUCAUUGAGGGACAGGAUCCACAGGGCCCGGGCGCAGAGAACCACUAUUUAACCUGUGACAGUAUAGGAGACAACGUGAGCUUCAGAAUGAACUCACUUGGGAUGACUUUGCUCCAUGAAUACACGUAA